Messenger RNA from Monopterus albus (swamp eel), 366 nucleotides. RefSeq names its product striatin-interacting protein 1 homolog. Lineage: Eukaryota; Metazoa; Chordata; Actinopteri; Synbranchiformes; Synbranchidae. The coding region runs from base 19 to 303 and encodes 94 amino acids. The record is from RefSeq and is a predicted model, not a curated record. Gene Ontology annotation, cellular component: cytosol. The transcript has 3 exons. Gene Ontology annotation, biological process: cytoskeleton organization.
UUUUCAUAGUUUGAGUACAUGGCUCAACACCUGGUGUUUGCCAACUGCAUCCCCCUCAUUCUGAAGUUCUUCAACCAGAACAUCAUGUCUUACAUCACAGCUAAGAAUAGCAUUUCAGUACUUGACUUUCCGUACUGUGUGGUACAUGAGCUCCCGGAGCUAACUGCAGAGAGUUUGGAAGCAGGAGACAACAAUCAGUUUUGCUGGAGGAAUCUGUUUUCCUGUAUCAACCUGUUGAGGAUCCUCAACAAACUGACCAAGUGGAAGCACUCUAGAACAAUGGUGGGGGUGCUUCAUGUCUAGUUAAUGCUAACAGGUGGAUCAUGUCUGGACAAAAAUACAGUUAUAAUACUGAUCUUUUUUCUC